AUGUUGUUCACAACCGCGCCGUCGCGAUGGCGGACAGCUUUCUUGGGCGGGCUGCUGACCUCGCUGUCAUGGCUGCCAGGAAGUGCCGCAGCAGACGCAAAGACCCAGGCCGACUACUUCGUACAUUCGCUGCCAGGAGCACCGGAACCACUAUUGAAGAUGCAUGCAGGACACAUCGAAGUCGAUGCAGAGCACAACGGCAACUUGUUCUUCUGGCACUACGAGAACCGCCACAUCGCCAACAGACAACGCACCGUCAUCUGGCUCAACGGAGGCCCCGGUUGCAGCAGCAUGGACGGCGCUCUGAUGGAGAUUGGUCCAUAUCGUGUGCGGGACGGUGGCAAACUGGAGUACAACAACGGCUCGUGGGACGAAUUCGCAAACUUACUUUUCGUGGAUCAACCAGUCGGUACUGGGUUCAGUUAUGUGAAUACGGACAGCUACCUGAGCGAGCUUGAUCAGAUGGCCGAACAAUUUAUGAUCUUCUUAGAAAAGUGGUUCGCGCUCUUCCCCGAGUACGAGCAUGACGAUCUAUAUAUCGCCGGAGAGUCAUACGCCGGGCAACACAUUCCAUACAUCGCACGCGCUAUCCUCAACCGGAAUAAAACAGGGCCAAAGCACACUUGGGCGCUGAAAGGCGUUCUUAUCGGUAAUGGAUGGAUAUCGCCAGUGGACCAUUACCUCUCAUAUCUGCCCUUCGCAUACCAGACAGGCCUCUUGCAGGGCGACAGCCCUGAGGCUAGACGCGUCGAGUCGCUCCAAUCUAAUUGUUUGAAGGUGCUGAACGAGGGAGCGGCGGACCAUGUGGACAAUGCGGUGUGCGAGUCUGUCAUGACCACGAUCCUCCAAGAGACAAAACUGAAGGGUGGCGAUCCGCGACAGGAAUGCGUGAACAUGUACGACAUUCGCCUGCGAGACGAUGGUUCCUGCGGUAUGAACUGGCCUCCGGAUCUUGCCACAGUCACUCCCUGGUUGCGCCAACCAGACGUUAUUGCUGCCCUUCACAUCAACCCUGACAAGAAGACGGGCUGGACUGAAUGCAACGGUGCCGUAUCCUCGCAUUUCCGCGCUAAGAAUAGCAAGCCUUCCAUCAGUUUCUUGCCCGAACUUCUAUCGCAGAUCAACGUUGUCCUCUUCUCAGGAGACCAGGACCUUAUCUGUAACCAUAUUGGUACAGAGAGUCUGAUUGAUAAAAUGACUUGGAAUGGCGGAAAAGGCUUCGAAAUCUCCCAAGGUGUCGUAGCCCCCAAGCGCGACUGGGUUUUCGAGGGCGAGCCAGCGGGUACCUACCGAGAGGCCAGAAAUCUGACCUACGUUGUCUUCUACAAUUCCAGCCACAUGGUUCCAUUCGAUUACCCGAGGCGUACUCGCGACAUGCUCGACCGAUUCAUUGGUGUGGACAUCAGCGCCGUUGGUGGCGCUCCAUCUGAAAGCCUCCUCAACGGAGAGAAGGGACCGCUGGUGAGCGUGGGCGGCCAUCCGAACUCCACCAAGGCCGAGGAAGAUAAGACGAAAGAAUUGAAGGAGGCCCAAUGGAAAGCUUACUACCGCUCCGGAGAGGUUGCUCUGGUCGUCGUUGUAAUUCUCGCUGGUGCUUUCGGAUUCUUCAUCUGGCGCGACCGCCGGCGACGAGCCGCGAGUGGCUACAAAGGAGUGGAUGGAGACGAGGGCCGCGAAUCAUUGAUCAUGGGCAUGGGGCUCGACAACUUCCGCAGAAGGGACCGAAGCCGAGAUGUUGAGGCAGCUGAUUUCGAUGAGCGUGAGCUUGACGAUUUAGAUGGUGAUGCAAGGAAGCCUUCGAAUGGGCGCGCCAAAGGCAGAGGUGAAAAAGAUAGGAUCCCGCAAAAUGACUCUACGUUCAGUCUAGGUGGAGCCAGCAGUGAUGGCGAGGGCAGCGGAAGCGAGAAGGAUCGCAGACUCGCGGCGAGGGAAAAAUCACCAGGCGAUCAGUACAACAGCGGCAACGUCACGAACCCAUUCGAAGAACGCGUCGUGAACGGCUUCACGGCAGUAGAGAUUGCCACGCUACAAAGUCGCCUGAACAAGCAGCUCGGACCAGAGUAUAUAUCACAACGACCAGGCAAUGGAGGGGGCAGGGUUGCAUACCUUGAGGGGAAUAAGGCGAUAGCGCUUGCGAACGAGGUGUUUGGGUUCAAUGGCUGGUCGAGUUCGUUAGGGCAGGUGCAGAUCGACUACGUGGACGAGAACUCUCAGAACGGAAAAGUGAGCCUUGGACUAUCUAUUGUAGUGAGGAUCACGCUCAAGGAUGGAACAUACCACGAAGACAUCGGCUAUGGUUCAAUUGAGAAUGGUAAAGGCAAAGCAGCUUCGUUCGAGAAGGCAAAGAAAGAGGCAGCUACCGAUGGAUUGAAGCGCGCGUUACGCACGUUCGGCAACGUCUUGGGCAACUGUCUAUAUGACAAGGCAUACCUCAAGAAGGUUCAGUCAAUGAAGGUUGAGCCUGUCAAGUUCCAGGAGGACAACUUACACCGGCAUUCGGACUUUGCUCCCAAAGUAAAACAGGAGAUGGCGAUGGUAAAGAGGGAGCCGCAUCACACUCCGGUUAGGACCAACCCGAUAUUAAGAACGCGUACCGACCAUCUCGGGGCAUCGAUAUCGGGCGAAUUUGAUGACGAGUUCGACGGGAAUUUGUUCGAUGGAGUGGACAUGGAGAAUACUGGUGAAGACUUCAGUUUCGAGUCAGCCGCUGCAGGAUCGGUAAACGGCAUCAACGGUGCGACCCCCAGCCGAAAUGCACCUCUACCAAAUGGUGGUCCUUCACGACAACCAGAUCCCAGAGCGCAGAACGCACCAGACGCAAGAGGCCCUCAUGCUGUACAACAACAAUCUCAGAACAACAUACAGAACGGUGCCAGCAGACCAGCUAUUGUGCCUCCGAAUGCGAGAGCACCGCAGACCCCUAUACAGCAGAACGGCAACAGUCGACCUGAUCUGAACCGACCACGCAUGCAACCACCGACCGUGGACAUUCACGCCGCCCCGAAACCUCAGAACCCAAACCACCAAUCAUCAGGCCCAGCACCACAAAUCCAACCACACCGCCCGAUUCCUCCGCAAGCACAGCAACAGCAACCAAAACCAUCCGGACACCCGUCCGCAGCGCCAGCUGCAAACCCACCCUCAAAUCACCGUCCACCCGUCGGCUUCGUAACCUCCCGCGCCGCCGAACUCCUACAGAACCCCGAACCCCCCGCUUCUCUUACAAACCUCCCUGCCUUCAAUCCAAACGUCGAAUCCCCCAUACCCAAAGAACAGCGCACUCCAGGCAUCGAUCACGCCUCCAGCAAACCCAUCAAGCGCGACACAGUCAACGCUCCAGCACCUCCACCUCCCAACCUCGGACCACCUGCCGGCGGCUUCAAUCGUCCAGGUGUAGGAGGACGUGGCAACUCCAACUUCGUGAAUCCACAUCAGGAUGCGAACAGGAGGAUUGGCAUGCCGGGUGCGGGCAUGAGUCCUGGGGGAAUUAAUAGGGGACAGUAUAGGCCGCCGAUAAAGAGGCCGCCGUUGCAGGAUGUAAGUAACCAAGGUGCUGCGGGCGGUGGCACGGGUGAGCCCGAAGCAAAGAGGCAGAGGGUUGAGGCGCCUAGAUCGGAAAAUACGGGAGGUGCACCUUUGGGCAGUUCGUAA
This is a messenger RNA of Didymosphaeria variabile, 3651 nucleotides long. RefSeq names its product Cell death protease (gene KEX1). The coding region runs from base 1 to 3651 and encodes 1216 amino acids. The transcript is spliced from 6 exons. Gene Ontology annotation, cellular component: nucleus. Lineage: Eukaryota; Fungi; Ascomycota; Dothideomycetes; Pleosporales; Didymosphaeriaceae. The record is from RefSeq and is a predicted model, not a curated record. Gene Ontology annotation, molecular function: serine-type carboxypeptidase activity. Gene Ontology annotation, biological process: double-strand break repair via homologous recombination; DNA recombinase assembly; proteolysis.